This is a messenger RNA of Haemonchus placei, 621 nucleotides long. NCBI's taxonomy places the organism in Eukaryota, Metazoa, Nematoda, Chromadorea, Rhabditida, Trichostrongylidae. The record is from the annotation of a GenBank genome assembly.
AUGCUGAUUCAGGCGAAUUUCGAAGAUACACGAUGCCGAUGUGUCUGUCCAAGUACGAUGUACUUUGUAUCGGAGAACCGCACCUGUCCAAGUACGAUGUACUUUGUAUCGGAGAACCGCACUGAUCGGAAUGAUAAUCAUCGACGCUACUACACAAUGACGAAUAUCAAUCCUAGUAAAUGUAAUCCCCAGUCGGUUGUAAAAGGUGAAGUGAUCAAGAUUGUCGAUGAGUGGCACAUGGAUGCGUUUCUGGCAAAUUGUGAUUGCCGAUUUGAAAGCAGAAAUACAGUUAUGUUGAAGGUCGUGGUGAUAUUUGUGAUCUGUGUAAUAAUGCUGCUUGUAACGUAUAUGGGUUUCCUAAUGUGUCUGGAUCCAGUACUUCGCAAACAAAGAUUCAAUCAGUCUUCAUAUCGACAACAAAACGAUGAGAUGGAGGACAAUAUUUUCGCUCGAGCAGCUGACACUGCUCCAUCUGAAGGUUCUACUGCCACAACAAGACGAGCAAGAACCAGCAGUAAAUCAAACGUUCUCGGACGUGUCGAAGCCGAACAGAACCGGUGGAUGAAGAAAGUGGAGGAACAGAGAAGAAAUAUUUUUGAAGAUCAUACAAUGUUAAAUUGA